AUGUCGUCGUCUCCAGUAGGUGAGGGUGCAGAGAGGAAGAAGGUGUGUGUGACCGGUGGCAGCGGCUACAUUGCUUCUGCACUCGUCAAGUUUCUGCUGGAGAAGGGCUAUGCCGUCAACACCACUGUCAGAAACCCCGGAUGGAUAGUGCUUGCUCCUUGUGAUCAUUUUGGUCAAACAUUUUGUCCCAAAAUAAGUGAUUGCUUUAGGACUCAAAAGUUCAGAGUAAAUAGGUGUGGUUUUGCGUCGACCUGUGCAGAUGAGGAGGAGAAGACCUCCCAUCUGAAGGAUCUGCAGGCGAUUGGCCCGUUGAACAUCUUCCGUGCCGACCUGAACGAAGAAGGCAGCUUCGACGGCGCCGUCGCCGGCUGCGUCUUCGUAUUCCUCGUCGCCGCGCCGGUGCUCGUCGACUCGGACAAUCUCCAGGAGGACAUUACUGAAACCAACGUCCGAGGCACUCUGAACGUGAUGAGGUCCUGCGUGCGAGCGAAGACGACGGUGAAGCGUGUGAUCCUGACGUCGUCGGACAGCGCCGCUAUCUACAACGCCACGGCGAUGCAAGGCAACGACGGCCAUAUUGUUGACGAGCAGUCAUGGUCCGACAUCAAUUACCUUGAGACUCUGAAUCACACGUAUGCAGAUUGGGCAAGGGCGUACGCGGCAGGGAAGGUGCGUUCGGAGGAGGCGGCACGCAGGGUGACGCGGGAGAACCACAUGAGCCUCGUCACCGUGCUCCCCACCCUCGUCGUCGGCGCCGCACCGGCGACCAAGGGCUUCACCACCGGCGCCCUCGUCCUCUCCUUGCUCACCGGCGAUGAGACGAUGAUGGAGAUGCUGAUGUACAACCAGCAGCUCACCGGCGACACGAUGCCGCUGGUCCACGUCCGCGACAUCUGCCGCGCCCAGGUGUUCCUCGCCGAGAGGAGCGAGUCGCCGGCGCCGGGAGAGAGGUACAUCUGCUGCGGCGUCAACACCACCGUGGCGCGGCUCGCCCGCUUCCUCGCCGGGAAGUUCCCGCAGUACGACGUGAAAACCGACGGGUUCGGCGACGUCGCCGAGGACCCGAAGAUCUUGCUCUCGUCGGAGAAGCUGGUGAAGGCAGGGUUCGAGUUCGAGCGCAAGAAUCUGGACGAGAUGUUCGACGACGCCGUCGAGUACGGCAAGGCCCUGGGGAUUCUGCCGUGUUGAUGAUGAUCGCAGGUGGUGGCGCGUUCGCAAGACGAGGGAUCACCAUCAACCAUCCGAAUAAAGAAUUAAUAAUGGUGAAACUUAUGGAAAUAAUUUGACUACAUAUGAGUUGUGUGAUUUAGGUCUAGAUACUUAAAAAUACAUAGUACUUGUCUUCUCCUGUGUGCCAUGCUACCCCCACCUGACCCACCCAAAACUAAAUAACCUAAAGAGCAAGAAGAUAAAAUGAAAAGGGGACAGAGGAGAGACAAGAUGGGGGCGUGGCUGCCAUGUCACCGCCACAUAAUAUUCCGAGGAGGUUGAGACAAUUUCAAACCAAGAAUACAUACUU
Molecule: messenger RNA, 1519 nt
Organism: Oryza brachyantha (malo sina)
Lineage: Eukaryota; Viridiplantae; Streptophyta; Magnoliopsida; Poales; Poaceae
Product: anthocyanidin reductase ((2S)-flavan-3-ol-forming)-like
Exons: 7
Coding region: 1-1188 (395 amino acids)
Molecular function (GO): oxidoreductase activity, acting on the CH-OH group of donors, NAD or NADP as acceptor
Source: RefSeq, a predicted model, not a curated record